GCCGGUAGAGCGCUGUCCAGCCGCUCCCAUUCAAUCAGCCGUUGGCGCGCCGCGCGUCGUUUAUCGUGAAAACUCGUGGAAACCAUGCUGACCGUCAGUCAGCCACGGGGCCAAGAAAAGACGCUGGUUGCGUUUGGAGUCACCUUUGUGUGACCCGUGUUCGACGAGGAAAAAAUAGAGGAGGCCCGGGCCGGAUUCGAACCUCAGACCUGCGUGUCGCAACACGGUGCACUAGCGCGCGCGGCCACCACGAGUGCCCCGGUGAUGACUGCUUGGGGCGAAAUGACGCCACGCCCGUCGAAGGCCGUCGCUGAGCUCGAAUUGCGGAUGACUCCCCGACUUGACCGAGCGCCUCUUCCCCGGUAGACCCUAGGCUGCCCUUGGCCUUCACUGCAGGCGGUAGAAUGGCCCGCCUGCUCUUCCUGGUGUGCUCCGCCGCCUUCCUCGCGGGGCACGGCGUCUCGGGCACCGCGUCGGAACUGGCGAGCCUGGUGCAGCCUGCCGUGCGGGGAAGUCUGCUGGCGCGGCUGUCCGACGCGCUGCCCGCCGUCAACGCCUCUUGCCAGUGUAGCCAGCAGACCCGCCAUGUCGUCCGGGCCGCCCUCGACGGCCACCUCUGGGCACUCAAGUGGGUCGACGCCAGCGCCCGCCUGCCCGCCGGCCUGCUGAGCGGCAACGUCAACCAGCUGGGCGACUACGACGAGUGCCUGGGCCUGGACCUGCUCGUCGACGCCUGGCCCGACUACAAGGCCGACUGCCCCUCCAGCGGCGUCGCCCGGCCGGCGUACUGCCUGGCGUCCGUGGCGCUGGACGUCCCGGACGAGAACCCCGCGCUGGCGGAGAUCAGCAGGCUGCUGCACUCGCACACGCCGUUCAGAAGCAGCUUCAAUGACAUCGGGCACCGCGUGCCGCGCUUCUCCGCCGCGUACUUGGGGGUGUGCGCGCCGGCCGCCUGCUCCGGCGAGGAGCUCCGCGCCGCCAUGGAGUACGUGCUGAACACCGCCACGGCCGCCGCGGCCGCCAAGGGCCUCGCCUUCCGGGCGUCCGUGCCGCCGGAGAUGUGCCGCGCGCAGGGCCAGCAGGAGCCCGCGGACAGCUUCGGCGCGUGGCUGGCUAGGUGCGCGCUCUGGUGGACGGUGGCGGCCGUGGCCGUGGCCACCUUCAUCGACGUCGUCUGCCUGGACAAGGAGGGCCCCGCCGCGCUGCUGCGCAUCGUGCACUGCGUGUCGGCGCGCCGGAACUGGCAGCGCAUGACCUCCACCGCUGGCGACAAGGACGGCGAGGUGGCCGUGCUGAACGGCGUGCGCGGCAUCAACGCCCUGGGCCUCCUCGUGGCGCACAAGUCCGUGGCCAUGCUGUACCAGCCGUACGCCAACCGCACCGCGGCCGUGGCGGUCCUGGGCAGGCCGUGGUCCGUCAUCGGGCGCGUCGCCAUCCUCUACACCGACUGCUUCAUCCUGCUGAGCGGCGCCCUGGCCGCGCGCUCCCUGCUGCGCCAGCUGGACCGCACCGGCAGCGUCAACAUCCUGCGCCGAAUGCUGGACCGCUACGUCAGGCUGACGCCCCUGCUCGUGGCCCUGAUGGUGCUGUGCACACUGCUGCUGCCCGGCCUCGGCGGCGGCCCCAUGUGGGGCAUGGUGGUGACGCCGCACGCGGCGCUGUGCCGCCAGCACUGGUGGCGGAACGUCCUGUACGUCCACAACCUGUACGGCUUCGAGGAGAUGUGCCUGACGCACACGCACCAGCUCGGCAUCGACAUGCAGUUGUUCGCCGUGGCGCCGCUGCUGGUGUACCCGGUGUGGCGGUGGCCGCGGCUCGGCGCCGGCCUGCUGGCCGCCCUGGCCGCCUGGUCCACCGCGCUGCGGCACGGCGUCGUGCUCGACAACAAGCUCAGCACCAUCGUCUACUUCGGCGUGCCGGUGUCCGACAUGUUCCGCACGGCCAACCUAUCGUACAUCCUGCCCACGCACCGACUCACGGUGUACGUCAUGGGAGUGGCGCUGGGCUACGCGCUGCACCGCGUGCCCGAGUCCUUCCGCUUCUCCAGGGCGUGGGCGACCCUCGGCUGGCUGGUGUUCGUGCCGCUCGGGCUGCUGCCGGUGCUGGGGCCCUACGAGACCGGCACCCCCGAGUACCGCUACGACGCCGGCGCCGCGGCCCUGUACGCCGCCUUCGCGCCCAUCCUGUGGAGCGCCUUCGUGUGCUGGGGCACGCUGGCCUGCGCCAGGGACGCCGGAGGACUGCUGCAACGCCUCGUGUCGUGGCGCGGGUGGUCGGUGUUCGCCAAAUUCGCCUUCGCGCUCUACCUGACCCAGUUCCCCGUCUUCUUCUACAACGUGGGCACCACCAAGCACGUCGACUAUUAUAACAUCCGCCACUUGCUCAACAUCGGCGAGUUCGCAGUGAUCUUUGCAGCAUCCAUCGUCCUGUCCCUCACCUUCGAAAUGCCGUUCCUAGAACUUUGGAAGUUAUUCACAAAGGAGCGAAAAGAUGCCAGCCGAAUGGAACACAGCAAGCAGAAUGGAAAGGGUAAUUUAGUACAGAACGGAAAUGGUGUGCUGAAGCAGAACGGAAAUGUUAUUUUAACACAGAAUGGAAAUGGUGCGCUGAAGCACAAUGGAAACGGUGUUCCAAGAAAUGAAAAUUACACUUCCACCUCAAAGAGAAAAGCUGCUUGAAUAUAGAUUUCUCUGCAGUUUUUUGGCAAGUCAUAAGCGUGUUGAUGUGAUUAAAAGACAUUGGUCGUUACAGACCCAGUCAUGGGAUACAGGAAGACAAAACAAACUCAGAUAGGUGUAAAUAACAAAUAUCAUAUUUAUUGCAUUUGGAGAAAUAAAGAAGUAAAUGUUACAAUAGAAGUAGCAAUAGCUACCCUCUGAUUGGAACCAUUUUUGCCAAUUUUAGAUGACAUGUAAUCAUGUUCCAAAAUGAUCAUCAGAGUAACAAUUCAUUUAGUCAUCUGCAGACUGAGAAAAAAUAAAAGAAGUCCAUCCCCAAAGAUUAAGUCUUAGGGUAUUUCAUUUA
Molecule: messenger RNA, 3024 nt
Organism: Thrips palmi
Lineage: Eukaryota; Metazoa; Arthropoda; Insecta; Thysanoptera; Thripidae
Product: O-acyltransferase like protein-like
Exons: 13
Coding region: 405-2678 (757 amino acids)
Molecular function (GO): acyltransferase activity, transferring groups other than amino-acyl groups
Source: RefSeq, a predicted model, not a curated record